AUGCGGGGGGUCGGCGGCGGCGGCGGCGGCGUGGGGGCCCCGGGCCGGCCGCGGUGGGGCGGCUCGGGCGCCACCACGCCGCGCUCGCUCAGCACCGGCUCCUCGCCGCGCGGCUCCGACCGCAGCUCCGACGACGGCGAGGAGCUGGUCGAGGUCACGCUCGACCUGCAGGAGGACGACACCAUUGUGCUGCGCAGCGUCGAGCCGGCCGCCGCCGCAAACGCCAGCGCCGCCAACGCCUCGGUCCCCGGCUCGUCGGGGGCGUCGCCGUCGGUGAUGGGGUGGGGCGCGGAGCCGACGCCGCCGCCGGGGGCCGGGGCGGGGCCGUCGCGGUCGCGGUCGCCGGCGAUCCGGCGGACCUCGUCGCACCGGCUGCUGCAGUUCUCGCAGGAGCUCAAGGCCGGGGUGUCCCGCGCCAAGCAAAUCUCGCAGGACCUCACCAAGCGCUUCACGCGCACCCAGAGCCGCGCCGCCCUCGCCGAGCCCCCUGCUCAGCCCCUCGCGCACCCGCCGUCGGGCAUCGAGUCCGCCCUCGCCGCCCGCGCCGAGCGCCGCCAGCGCGCGCAGCUCGACCGCACCAAGUCCACCGCGCAGCGCGCCAUCAAGGGCCUCCGCUUCAUCAGCGGCAACGCCAAGGCCAGCAACAACGCCUGGAUCGAGGUCCAGCGCAACUUCGACCGCCUCGCCCUCGACGGCCGCCUCUCCCGCGCCGACUUCCCGCAAUGCAUAGGGAUGAUGGAGUCCAAGGAGUUCGCCAUGGAGCUCUUCGACACGCUGUGCCGGCGGCGGCAGAUGCAGUCGGACCACAUCAACAGGGAGGAGCUGCGCGAGAUCUGGUCGCAGAUCACCGACAACAGCUUUGACUCGCGCCUCCAGAUCUUCUUCGACAUGGUGGACAAGGACGCCGACGGCCACAUCACGGAGGCGGAGGUGAAAGAGAUCAUCAUGCUAAGCGCGUCCGCCAAUAAGCUGGCGAGGCUUAAAGAGCAAGCAGAGGAGUACGCCGCGUUGAUCAUGGAGGAGCUAGACCCCGAAGGCCUCGGCUACAUUGAGCUUUGGCAGUUGGAGACGUUACUAUUGCAGAAGGAUACAUACGUGAACUAUAGCCAGGCCUUGAGCUACACAAGCCAGGCACUGAGCCAGAACCUUGCUGGCCUGAGGCAUAAGAGCCCGAUCCGAAAAAUGAGCAGCAAAUUAAGCUAUUAUCUGGAGGACAAUUGGAAACGCCUCUGGGUACUUGCACUAUGGAUUGGGAUAAUGGCUGGAUUGUUCAUUUGGAAAUUUAUCCAGUACCGCAACCGGUACGUCUUUAGUGUGAUGGGCUAUUGUGUAACAAUUGCGAAGGGGGCUGCUGAGACCCUUAAGCUGAACAUGGCACUCAUCCUCCUACCUGUAUGCCGCAACACCAUUACUUGGCUGCGUAAUACAAGAGCUGCACGGGCAUUACCUUUCGAUGACAACAUCAACUUCCCAUGGCAGACAAUUGCGGCGGCAAUUGUGGUUGGUGUUAUACUUCAUGCAGGAAACCAUCUUGCAUGUGAUUUUCCACGGCUUAUAGAUUCCUCAGAUCAGACGUAUGCUCCACUGCGCAAGUACUUCGGGGAGACCAAGCCAACAUAUUUGGCGUUAGUCAGAGGAGUGGAGGGUGUAACCGGAGUUAUUAUGGUUGUCUGCAUGCUCAUUGCUUUUACUCUAGCAACCAGGUGGUUCCGUCGUAGCCUGGUGAAGCUUCCCAAGCCAUUUGACAAGCUAACUGGCUUCAAUGCCUUCUGGUACUCUCAUCAUCUGUUCAUCAUUGUAUACAUAUCACUUGUUAUUCAUGGAGAGCGUCUAUACCUUAUCCUGGAUUGGUACAAAAGAACGACAUGGAUGUAUCUUGCAGUCCCUGUUGGGUUAUAUGUAGGGGAGAGGACUCUGAGGUUCUUCAGGUCUGGCAGUUACUCUGUCCGGAUAUUGAAGGUGGCCAUAUAUCCUGGAAAUGUUUUGACAUUGCAAAUGUCUAAGCCACCGACAUUCCGUUACAAGAGUGGGCAGUAUAUGUUUGUUCAAUGUCCAGAUGUUUCACCAUUUGAAUGGCAUCCCUUCUCGAUAACUUCAGCACCCGGGGAUGAGUUUCUCAGUAUCCAUGUCCGACAACUUGGUGACUGGACACGAGAGCUCAAGCGUGUAUUCUCCGCAGCCUGUGAGCCACCUAUGAAUGGGAAAAGUGGCCUCCUUAGAGCAGACGAGAACACCAAAAAAACUUUCCCAAAACUUUUGAUUGAUGGACCGUAUGGUUCUCCUGCGCAAGACUAUAGCAAGUAUGAUGUUUUACUACUUGUUGGGUUAGGAAUUGGUGCAACUCCUUUCAUCAGCAUAUUGAAAGAUCUGAUUAACAACAUCAUCAAAAUGGAGGAAGAGGAUGAAGCCUCAACUGAUCUUUACCCACCAAUCGGACCCAGUAAGGCAUCUGUUGACCUUGACACCCUUAUGAGGAUUACGUCAAAACCAAAGAGGGUUUUUAAGACAACGAAUGCUUACUUUUAUUGGGUUACACGCGAACAAGGCUCUUUUGAUUGGUUUAAAGGAAUCAUGAAUGAGAUUGCUGAACUAGAUCAAAGGAAUAUCAUUGAGAUGCACAACUAUCUCACAAGUGUUUAUGAGGAAGGGGAUGCCCGGUCAGCACUCAUCACAAUGCUGCAAGCUCUCAACCAUGCCAAAAACGGCGUCGAUGUAGUGUCUGGAACUCGAGUGCGGACACAUUUUGCAAGACCAAAUUUUAAGAGGGUGCUGUCUAAGGUAGCCUCCAAACAUCCUUAUGCCAAGAUAGGAGUGUUCUAUUGCGGAGCUCCAGUUCUGGCGCAGGAACUAAGCAACCUUUGCCAUGAGUUCAAUGGCAAAUGCACGACAAAAUUCGAAUUCCACAAGGAACAUUUCUGA
Molecule: messenger RNA, 2919 nt
Organism: Triticum turgidum subsp. durum (durum wheat)
Lineage: Eukaryota; Viridiplantae; Streptophyta; Magnoliopsida; Poales; Poaceae
Source: the annotation of a GenBank genome assembly